CCAACUGAAAAACAAUUAAAGAAAAUAAUAUAUAUAUUGUAUAAUACAAAUAUAACAAAGUUAUAUCUUAUAAUCAUAAUAAAACCACAGAGGUAAAUUGAUUCCCUGCAGUGGAAUGAAAUAAAUGAAACUAAAUUCUCUGUAAAAUAAAAAAAAGUUGCUGCUUCACUUUCUCACUGCUCAGUCUUUAUGUGUAGUUCUCUCUGCGACCAGGCGUUGGCGCUGUUUUCACAGUUGGUGAACUACCUCUAUUUGGUGAAGGACUAUGUUGUAAAAAUCUUUUAAACUGUUAAUUUUCAGUGACUCCGAGCUUCCCCUGGAGGCCUGCUCGGUGAGUUUCGGGACCGUGGGACCGACCCUCCUUGAGGACGGUGGCCGGCCCGGGUGUGACCGUGUCGGACAGCUGUUCAGCGGUUUUCCGAUCUCUUGACUGGAGGUUUUACUGCAAACCAAGUUAGCUCAACAGCUAAUCCUAAAAGUCACGUCACCUGUGCGGACUCCAAUUAAAAGUUUCGCCGUAGCGCCGGGACAGCCGGGUGAGUUUUAACUGUGUGCAGUUACAAAACUUUGUGUCGAGUGUUUUUUCGCGGGUUUCGUAUUUUAACUCGCUUUCACGCAGUCAUUAAAUUUGGGGAGAGACAGCAGCGAGUGUCGCGCAGCUGCGGAUCUUAAAUGUCGGUCAGACUCUCAGUCACAGUCGGAUAAGGUCUUUUUUCGGAGGGAAAUGCGGUAGAGAGCGGACAGCUUCGGUGUUCAGCCCGCUGACUAGGCGACUCUGGGUUUGCUGGUCGUGAGGCCUGCGGGUCGGGCUUCCACCGGGCUUGAGUAGAGCCCUACGCCGCCGUCAGAGGGUCGGAGGCCGGCUGCUGACGCUGCCGCCUUCGGGCCUGCGAACCAAGGUAUGGAACGGAUGGAGGUGGACCAGUGCGCAGGCGCAGCUGGCGGGACAGGAGGCGGGGCUCUCCGCAGGUCGAACAGCGCCCCCAUGAUCACCAGUGUCAGUGAUGGGAUGACGGUCUUCAGUCCUGUGUCCUCGGCUCGAUACAGACGCAGCAGUGUGUCCAUCAACCCCAGCUGCCCUUCACAGCUCGUCCCUCUCUCUCCCUUCUCUCUGACCGGAGACAGACUGGACCAGAAGAGGCAGGAGGAGAACAUGGAGAUGACGCUCAGAGGAAGUCUGCAGAGACUCAGUGCUUCCAGUCUGAUCCCAGUUCCUCCAGUCAGUCAGUGGCACGACCACACAUCAGUGUGGUUUCAGUCGCAGGACAGCGGUGUCACGCCCAACUCCUCCCCCAGUCCCACCCGGAGGUUCAGACCAGCAGUCAGCGCCACUGUGAGGUGGCCGGCGUUAACUCCACUCAAGAGGAAAGGUGGGGUGGAGUCUGACGGACCCCCAAAGAAGCUUUUUGUUGCCGGGGUAACGGAUCCCGCCCACCGCAGCAGCUACACAGUCAGUGUCUCUCAGUCUACAGCUGACUCUCCACCAGCAGGAGGCGUCAGUCCUCAGUCCAGCCCUCUGUCCCUGUCUCCUCCCCCCUCCUUCACCCCCUUCAGCUCCCACCAGCACCCUGGACACUAAACCCCCCCCACACCCACCUCACCUCAGCCAGACUCCGGACCCUGUCACUGUGGGUGCAGACCGCCCACCAGCAUCUCCAGAGACCCAAAGACCUGGAGGAACUUCGACCCUCGUUGCACCUUAUUUCUGUUUGAAGCGUCACCGUCAGUCCCUUCACUUCCUGUGAGCAUGUGAUGGACAGAAGAACCACAGGAGACGAAGACGUUUCUUCCUGAUCUCUCAGCAGGUUUAGGUUUUGGAUACUUGGAUAUUUGUUUGCAUCAGCUAUUCCAUAUGGCCGGUCAGUCGCUCCUCAGUUAAUCCCAGUUCAGUCCAUGUUGCUCAGCCGGGCAGAAAGUCUCUUUAGGAGGACUGAGGGUCACAGCAUGAACCCAGUCCUCCUCCUCAAAUCAAACUUCAUCAGCGCCAUCACCACAAAAAACCGUCUGGGGAAACAUGGAGAGAAGCAGCGGACACACCGGUUUUGUCGCUGCGCACAUUCGCACAGACGAGCUAAAACAUAGUUGUUAUCGACGUCGACUGACGCAGCGAAGGAGGAUAAAAGAACAAAGCACAACCUCUUCGUUCAGCUCAGAGGAGACGGCCUCCUUCCUCUGAGAACCUGAGAUGGCACAAUCACGACGACCCUGAAGGAGCCUGAAAUGAUGCUCGGCUCAUUUUGCUGUUUUGUUGCGUGGAUGAAAUCUCGAGGAUUCGGAAGCUCGAUCAGUCGAUGCUUCUCAUGAAGCUCUGGAUCCUCUCUGAUCAGUUAUUCAGUUGUAAUCAAAGAAAGAAAGAAAUCUGAAUCGUCUCUCUGAGAAGUAAAAGCUUUUCAGGAACCUUCAGUGUUUUCACUCGUCCUGUUUCUAUCAGGAAGAUGUAAAAAUCAUCAGAUGUAUUUAGAGUUAUGAUUAACAUCUGGACUCUGGCAGCACUUCAUACAUCAUCACUUCUACCUUCAGACUCCAUCAUGGACUCUCUGUGUGAAACGUCUUCAACAAAAGACUAAACCUACAAAAACCUGAAGAACCAAUGAAACACUGUAAAAAAAAAUCUUUGUCCAAACCCAGAAACCAGUCAGUGACAUCACUGAGUGUUUGAGUCCAAACCAGAUGUUCUGAGUCCAACCUGAAAUUCAGCAGCUGAACAUAGUUUCAGUCAUUGAAGCCGAAGAUUUUUGUGUUUUAAUGAAAUGUUUCGUCGUCUGUCGCAGCGGAGUCGCCCGACUGAAGACUUGAGUUAGUUCAAGAGACUCAAAUCCCGGUCAGCAGUUGGCUAAAGUUCGGCCGGCGGUUCUGUCGCAGGAUGGGACCAGUUUGAUGAACUGGCUCCUGGUCAGCAGCAGAAAGAAGAACUGGUGUUCUGCGGCGCCACGUCUGUUUGUUAAUAGUGUAUCUAUAUGUGAAUAUGGAGCAGCUGAUUCCUGCUCACUUUUCUUCAGCCUGCAGGGUUUGAUUGUUCAUAUUGAACCUGCAGGAAGCAGCUGCGCUCUUCCCUCCUCUUCAGUUUCCUCUGAGCGACUUCAGUUUGUUCCGUCAAAUCAACCAGAGCGCUUCACUUGACGAAGGUCUUCUGAUUGGUUGAAGACAGCUCAGUAAAAACACAAGUCCCCACAAAACACGACUUAUGUGUUCUACUUGUUUGGACAAAGGUUUUCAGACCAGAACUGAUCUCAGAACCUGGUGUUAACAGCUCUGGACUCUUUUUUCCACUUCCCCUGAAUUUAAGAAUUCAUCAGUAACAGUCAGAGGUGACAUCAGGCUUCGUCCACACGAUUGUGUUUUUGUUUUAAAACGCAUCUCUUUCACUACGUUUUCGCCUCCAGAGUAAAACACACAAAACAAACGCUGCCGGACCCGUUUUAUUUUGAAACCUCGGGGGUUGUGUUUUAUUUUGAAACUCUGGGGUUGUGUUGUAGUCUGGACAGAAACUGAGACUUUUGUAAUCGAUGAGAUCACAGCCACGGUCUCUCCUGAUUGGCUGUCAUCAGCCUGGACUACCAGUGGUGAAUACAACAUGAUGAUGAAUGACAGUGUCACUGACCUUGUUGUCUUUGCAGCUGUUGUUCACUUACAUUCUCUGUUUUAAUGCUACAACUGUCUUUGUUGGAGACAAUCUACUUCCUGUUUUCACCGGCUCGCACAUGCUCAGUGUAGGAGCUCGUGUGUGUGUGUGUGUGUGUUCUCAGGUAUGUUAGUGUGGACGGAGAUCGUUUUCGUUUUAAGAUAAAAAAGCACAGUCAUGUGGGCGGAGCCUUAGCGCUGGGCAAUAAUUCAAUAUCAUUAAUUAACUACCAGUUUAAUUAUAUUGUGACUUUCUACAGACGUCUGUGGACUGUGAGGAUUCUGUAGCUGAAAUGCACAACAGUGAAACACGUCACUGUUCUGAACAUCAGUUUAUUUGAUGUGAUUUUGCACAUAUCUCCUGUUGUCAUGUUGUCAUGUUGUCAUAGUAACCAGAUCACUCGGCCCCUGGUGUUAAUGUUUUAAUGGCUUCAUUCCAAACUGAAGACGUGAUCAGGUUUGUGUCGGUUUGCACGGACGUCGUCCAUCCUUCACAAAUAUCACUGAAAUAAGCAACAAUUCACCGAUGUGGAUUUCUGACAAUAUUAAUGUACAGUUUUGUUUUGUUUUGUUUCUUUGAUGAAAUAAUUGUAAAGAUUCGAUACGAGUGCACGAACCGUGACUCCAUGAAGCGAAAGGUUUCAGACGAGCUGCGGUUCUGCUUCCAACGUUUGCACUUACACAGUAUUGUACAGUUUUGUACUCUCACUCAUCGUUGUGCCUAAACGCGUCGUCACGUUCAGGAGCGACAGUCGGGUUGUUUUUCUUUUCCUCACCAUCAGAUCUGAGAGACUUCACUUCCCACGCUGACAGGAAGUGCCCCAGUCUUUUCUUAUCACCUGACCUGUCACCUGUGAAAUAUGUUUGUACAUAGAGUCUGUAAUAAGCUGUUUUUAUUGAAGUGUCUUUAAACCCCCCCCCCCCCCCCCCCCCAAAAAAAAGCAAUGAAUUGAUGUGAAUCAGUGAGAGCGGGUCGCUGCUCGUUCCACUGAGUUCAUGUAAAAAAAUCUUUCCAAAUCUUUUCUAGUGACAGAUAUGACGUUGUAUUUUUAUUAUCAGGACUUUGCACAGUACUCGUUCUAUCACUCUGUGUCACGUGACUGGUCACAUGUCGCCAUGUGAGAGAUGCUCUUUAAGUUUUGCUGCUUUUUUUUUUUUUCAGUUUUUCCUGCUUUAUUUCCGACUUGUUACGUCUCUGAGGGUCUAACCUGUUUCUGAGAAACACCAGGUCAGUGCGGGUCGUUGGAGUCAGACUUCAUGCUCAGAUCAUUACAGGGCUGAAAAUAGAGCUUUAAAAUGUUCAGGAACUAUCUGACGAUUCUGGAGAUAAAGAAUAAUCCCAGUGUGUUUUAGGUCACUGGAUUAUUUUUACACUUUCAAGGUUAGAUUAAUAGUGUCGAUACUAAACUUUGUUUUGUAUCGACACCUUAUGAGAAAAGUAAGAAAUAAAUAGAAAUAAAAUAUGUGUGUGUGUGUAGUUUUGUCUCUAAAUGUAAAACUGGUGAGAUUCAGAUUUAAAGGAGGAAAUGAGUCACAUAAAUCAAUAAGAUUAUGAAGCUAAUUGAUCAGUAAAAUGUCAGUAAAUAUCGUUAUAUACCUACGUCAGUACAAAGCUUUGAUAUUUACUGUGAUAUUAAUUAAUGUUCAUAUGGGCUCCCUCUGGUCGACACGUAUCAACAUUAUCUUUGUUAACGCCCGGUGGUUUCCAGAGUUUGACCUGGUGAGAAGCAGGAUAGACUUUCCUCAGAGGUGACGACUUGCUGCCAAAUCCACAGACACAAACUGUAGCUUUAAGUUUGUUUGUAGUGAUUUAAACUUUGCACAGUGACUGACCAUCGCAGACUGAUGUGAGUCUGAACACAGAAGCUGUUUCAUGUAGCCGGAUCAGACAGUUUUCACUCUGCUGCUCGUACGAGUUUCUGCUUCUAUGAAUGUUUUUUAAGCCAAAAAUUCUUCAUCAAAAUGCAAAAGUUUCUAAGAAAAAUAUUCCAGCAUCUGUAAAGUUGGAAGAUCAGUGUUCAUGUGUGUCUCUGUCUUGCCUUGCUCACCUUCAUGUCUUUACUGGAUCAGUGAACAUCCAGGUAUUUUUCUUCUGUAUUUACAUUUAAAUACCAGAAGGAACCAGUUAGUAUUUGAUUGGGUCCUGAUUCAUACAGUUUAAUUAUGCUGUUUUAUAAAGUUUGACCAAAUAAUAAUCAGCUGCAGGUCCAAAUUAGAUCCAAUCAGAUGAUAAUAUCUGACAUAUAAAAUAUCAAACAUCUGUAUGAGUCAAUCACUGAACACUGGUUUUAAAAAUAAUGUAAAAAAAAAAACAAACAAGACUAUCAAUUUGGAACUGUAUGUUUUUUUUCUUCUGUUUUAUGAUAAAUGAGAUGAUUUUGUUCAGACUACUUCUCCGACAAAAGCUUUACCCCUGAAAUAUCAUAUUUCAUUAGUUUUAACAAACUUUAGCUUAAUGUUUUUAUAUUCAGGCAAAGAUGAAUCUUUUCUUUCCUCUAUGACGAGAAAAGUUUGUUUUCAUGAAAUAUUUGGUAACAAGAUAAAAUGAUAAGAAAUGUUUCUUUUGAAAACAGAAUAAUUUUGUACCAAGAAAAUUACAUGAACAUCUGGUUAUGAAAAGAAAAUGAUUUUACAAACAACAGAAAAGUUUUUCAUUGUAACAAGAAACUGAGCAAAUGUUUAAUGCGUUUACUUGAGAAAAAAAUUCAGUUUUUCUGAGAUAUUUAUCUCAUAUCAGAAAUAAUUAUUGAAUUAUUUAUCUCAUUCAGAAAACAGGAUUUUUUUUUAUAGAAAGGAUUUCUUCUAUCUAUCUAUCUCUAAUCUAAAAUUAUUGACUAGAAUUUUUUGUUCCUCAAGUGAAUGCAUUUCAUUUCUUUAACAACGUGUUGACGGAUGUUUUAUCUCGUUCUUGACAAACGUGGAUCAAAGUUGAAAAAUGUUGAAGCUUCUGUUGUCGAUGUGUUGACGUCCUCGUUUUACCUGAUCUUCAUCUGACGCCACUGAUUCUGUAAAAGGUCGUUGAGUCAAUGUUGACGUGAGUGUGUGAUGCUGCUCUCUUCCUGUUUUCCUGUGUGUCGUCACUCAGACCGACGUUAUGAGCGAGUAACCAGUCGAUGUUUGUUCAGUAUUAAAGCAACGUUUCACACUGGCAGGACGCAGUGAUUCCUCAGCACAAAGAAUCACCCAAUAAUCAAUAACCAUGAAAAUGGUGGCCAAAUAAUAUGAACUCAAGAUCCAUUUUGUUGAUACUUUCAAAAGAUUUGGACUUUUUAAACCCCACGCUAACAAAAUAUUACUUUAACUGUAUUUGAAGACCUGAAACAAUUAGUCAGGUAAUCAAUUCAUCAGUCAACAGAACAGUAAUUAUUGAUUAAUCAUUUUACUAAUUCAGCAAGAAAGUGACAAAAUGCUGUAAUUUUUAAGGAUUUCCUGCUUCUUUAUCAUUUAUCAUAAACUGAACGUCUCUGGUUUUGGACGCUGGCCGGACAAAUCGAGAGUCUGAUGACAUCACCAUCAACUCAACGUGAUCGGCUUCUUUUUCAAUAUUUUUGACAUUUAAUCAAGAAAAAGAGUUUAUUUAAUAAAUAAUGGAAACUACAACAAAACAACUGAAGCUCUAAAUUUCCCAGUCUGUCAAAACAGAAAGUCAACUGAGGAAUAAAAGAAUGGUUUCUUCCUAUUUCUAGUCUUUGUGCUAAGCUAACGGCUAAUUAAAAAAGUUUUUUGCGGUAAGGUGCUGAACAAUGACGGCGCUCUGCCAGAGUGAGACACAACUUUAAAAAGGGCUGCUAGUUUUAUUCACAAUGAUAAAGGGAACUAAAAGCACAUUCACACAAGUAUUUUCAACGUGUAAAUAGUUUUUCUUUCUAUUUCUUUUUCUUUUGGACAAAUUCUCUUCAUAAGAAAAAUGAGAUGAUGUAUUUUUAUGCAAGUGAAAAAUAAAAGUCUAUAUUCAAGUGUU
Seriola aureovittata is the source of this 7582-nucleotide messenger RNA. Its product is annotated as P2R1A-PPP2R2A-interacting phosphatase regulator 1. NCBI's taxonomy places the organism in Eukaryota, Metazoa, Chordata, Actinopteri, Carangiformes, Carangidae. Gene Ontology annotation, molecular function: protein serine/threonine phosphatase inhibitor activity. The transcript is spliced from 9 exons. Bases 902 to 1579 code for a protein of 225 amino acids. The record is from RefSeq and is a predicted model, not a curated record.